Molecule: messenger RNA, 6277 nt
Organism: Peromyscus leucopus (white-footed mouse)
Lineage: Eukaryota; Metazoa; Chordata; Mammalia; Rodentia; Cricetidae
Gene: Sytl5
Product: synaptotagmin like 5
Exons: 18
Coding region: 823-3087 (754 amino acids)
Biological process (GO): exocytosis; intracellular protein transport
Cellular component (GO): exocytic vesicle; plasma membrane
Molecular function (GO): small GTPase binding; neurexin family protein binding; phospholipid binding
Source: RefSeq, a predicted model, not a curated record
AAUACCGAGCCCAGAUGGCAUGUGGAAGGUGUGUAGGGCUUGCAUAGACAGCGGGAGGACAGCAGAGACCUGGAGAGGCUAGGGCCAAGAGAUGAAGGAGCCUUGUGACAGGAGCGCGGAUGUGUGCUGGGGUGGGCUGUGCCUGCCUGGAUUGUGGCGCCGCCGCCUGGUGGAGCCUGGCACUGAGCCUGUGGGUAGGGGCGGCUGGAGACCGCCUCUCUGCGCGGUCCCUCUACCUGCUGGGGGCGGGGAGGAAGAAAGGCGGGCACCAAGCGAUAGGGUGAGUCACUCCUCUCCCUAGGGUUAGGAGAGGGACUUCUCUCCCUUCCCGGGUCUGCGCUUUGGCUCCAGGCUCCGGGCUCCAGUUCCGCGACUCCCUCGGCUACUCUCCCGGGCGGCGCGACUCCUGCCUCCCUUCUGAGGCUGCUCCAGUCGCCUUUCUAUAUAGGUGAGGACUAGUGUUUUCUACAUUCUUGGCCCAGAGGAAUUGGUUCCUGUUCUGAAGCUUUUGGAGAGAUCAAGGUUCAGCAUCAUUAGUGAGUCUUAGCUGCUGACUGGGUAUCAUAGCAAAGGCUUUAGAGACUUGUUUUUUCAGUGCAAACAAUGACAUUCGUGGACUGUAAUCUCAGUAGCACAUGCUUUCUCUGUAACCUGAAAGAAUACCCAGCACUCGUCAGCAAAUCUGUGGAGACCUUAUAAAAGCCCUUGUAACUGAACAGCUGUGACUCCAGGUUGGCCAGGGGGCUAUCUUAACAAUAGUAAAUAUCUAUUUGCCUUCUGGAAGAUUCAACUGCUGCCACACAGAGCUGCUGCUGAAAUACCAUGUCUAAGAACUCAGAAUUCAUCAAUCUGUCAUUUUUAUUAGAUCAUGAGAAGGAAAUGAUCCUGGGAGUCCUAAAGAGAGAUGAAUAUUUGAAAAAAGUGGAAGACAAGAGAAUAAGGAAGCUGAAAAAUGAACUUUUAGAAGCAAAGCGUAGAAGUGGGAAGACUCACCAAGAGACCAGCAGAGUCUGUGUUCACUGUCAGAAAAACCUUGGCCUCAUCUUUGACCGGGGAGAUCUGUGCCACGCCUGCUCACUCAGGGUGUGCAGUGAGUGUCGAGUCACUGGCCUUGAUGGCAGCUGGAAGUGCACUAUCUGUGCCAAAGUCGCGCAGCUGAAGAUUAUAAGUGGAGAAUGGUUUUUUGAAGAGAAGGCAAAGCGUUUCAAGCAAGUCAAUGUUCUGGGCACUGAUGUUGUUCGACAGUCCAUCUUAAGAAGAAGUCCAGGAUCUGAAGAAAUACAAAGCCAAGAGCAAGCCCACCAAGAUGUAGACAAGUCAGAUACUUCAUCUUCCAUCAGGCAGAAAGCCAAUCAUGAUGGACCAAAGAGGAAGGGAUUUCUUCUGAGCAAGUUCAGAUCAGCAACCAGAGGAGAAAUCAAAACUCCAAAACCUGAAAGUGGGAGGAGCUAUAGCUUGGAUUUAGACAGUCAAACUCUUCAGAGUUUCAAGUCAGCCCCUGGUUCAGACAGGAGAAGUACCGCGUCAUCAGACCUCAUUGAUCAGGAGGCAGGACGAGGAACACCCAAAAGCGGCUACAGCAAUGGUGGAAUCCCAGUCACUCAGAGGUCACCAGCUCCAAGUGCUCGUAGUGUGAGCUCCAUCAGCAGUAGAGAACAUGGUUUUGAAAAUUCCAUGGCUUCGGCUGCCAGUGAAAGCGCCUCUGAGGAGCUCAAGAAGAGUCACCGUAGAAACACAUCUAUUACACCCUCCAUAGCAGUGUCUGGUGCCUCCGUUUCCUCAGACCGGAGUCAAUCUGAGUUAGAUUUGAGUGAGUCAUUUACAGAAGACUUAGAGGACACUUCAAGCAUAAGAAGCAGAUCUGUCCCUGGGGCAUUAGACAAAGACUUGAACUCCCUAGAAGAGGCUGGGGAUGGUGCUGAUGACUUAGUGUCCUCUGGGUUUUCUACAAACCCCCACAGUCUGGCAAGUUGUCUGUCAACGAACUCCCAAGCAGGAUCUGAUAGGAAGAGGAGCUACCUAAAUGUGCCUGAUGCUGACUCAGACACUACCAGCCUUAACAGCAUGAUGAGUGUUUACAGUGAGACAGGAGACUAUGGCAACGUGAAGGUCACUGGUGAAAUUCUUCUCCACAUCAGCUACUGCUACAAAACUGGUAGCCUCUACAUUGUUGUCAAGAACUGCAGAAACCUGGCCAUAGGAGAUGAAAAGAAACAGAGGACAGAUGCUUAUGUCAAGUCAUACCUUCUUCCAGACAAGUCCCGAAACAAUAAGCGCAAGACCAAAAUCAGGACAGGUACCAAUCCAGAAUUCAACGAAACACUAAAGUAUACCAUCAGCCACACCCAGCUGGAAACAAGGACUCUGCAGCUCUCAGUCUGGCACUAUGAUCGCUUUGGACGCAACAGUUUCCUUGGAGAGGUGGAGAUUGCUUUCGAUUCAUGGAACUUUGAAAAUCCAUGUGAUGAGUGGUUUGUGCUUCAGCCCAAGGUGGAGUUGGCUCCUGAUAUAGGCCUUCAAUACAAAGGAGAGCUAACGGUUGUUUUACGUUACAUUCCUCCAGAGGAAAACCCUAUAUUCCCAGUAGGACAACCUCAAGGAAAGAAGACCUUUAAAAGGGGAAAGAAGAAGGAGUCACCUGUCAUCUCUGGCGGAAUACUUGAAGUGUUCAUCAAAGACGCGAAGAAUCUGACAGCAGUGAAAUCGGGAGGCACUUCUGACAGCUUUGUGAAAGGCUACCUGCUUCCUGAUGAUAACAAAGCCACCAAGCACAAAACUGCGGUUGUAAAAAAGAGUGUUAAUCCUCAGUGGAAUCACACAUUCAUAUUCAGUGGCCUGUAUCCUCAGGAUAUAAAGAAUGUUUGCCUAGAACUCACCAUCUGGGACAAGGAGGCUUUUUCCAGCAAUAUCUUUCUAGGAGGUGUCCGGUUAAAUUCUGGAAGUGGUUUCAGCCAUGGGAAGAGUGUAGACUGGAUGGACUCUCGUGGGGAAGAACAACGCCUUUGGCAAAAGAUGGUUGACAACCCUGGAACAUCUGUAGAGGGAGUUCUCAUGCUGCGUUCCAGCAUGGCUAAAUGUAGGCUCUGAAGGGACCAAUUCUGCAAGAACUACAUCUCUAGUUGCCUGCUGUUUUCUCUCGGCAAAGGACUGGGACCUUGAAUUCUGUUUCCCUGUCAUUUCUCAUCUAAGGAUAUUAGGACAUGAGAGGAGCUAUGUCAGUUUUGUGAACAUUUAGGAUCUUGCUGAUUGUCUAAAAACCAUAUCCUUCUAUAUGUUCACCUACUCAGGCUUCCCUGAGUAGACGAUAGUAAGUGUACCACACCAUCCUGCCAACAAACAAAACUGUGCAGUGGCUCAUAGGCUUUAUAUCAACAGAAAUGACACAAGCUUAUUGCAAAAUAUUAUUGAGAUUAGGGGUCCUCAAUCCUUUCCCAAUCAAGUUACUUCAGUUUGAGAAGAGAAGGGAACACCAAGAAGGUAGAUUGCUUGAAGAAUAACAUAGAGAGAUACAGUCCCUUAUCCUGGGACUGCCUAUGAUGUAAAGAGGGCAUGCUGGGAAUGGUUUGGGAGAUGGGGCAGAAUCCAUUUGUAGUGGCAAACAUCAGGAUGGAGGUGUUAAUGUUUUAUGAUGUCUUGGUGGGGUUCUUGUAACUGCAGAAUUCGUCCUCUAAUUCAGCCUCCUUUUGAAAGUGAAGAGUACUAAAUGAUUACACAUGAUUACACAGACACACACACAUGCACACACACAUGCUCGCACAUACGCACUAAAACAGACACAAACUAGAAUGUGUGUAGAGAAAUUGGAAUAUAAGGUCAUCUUGCUGAUAAACUAGCAAUUAUUGAACUAUGUUACAAAAAUUUUUUGUCUAAUAUUACAAGCCAUUAUGUAAAAAGAAAUAAGAAAUAAGGGACAAUCAAUUUAUAUCUUCACAAUUUGUUCACUAGGGAGACUAGCUAAGUGAAAAGGGAGCUACUCCAGUGUGUGUCUCUCGUGCUGCUAUAGGAAAGAGUCAGGAACUCCAUGUUCUCUCUUUCAUUUUCUCUUCACUCAAGUUCUUAUCUGCUUAUGCUAUUAUAAUGGCAAGUAACAAACCACACCGAAAGUCAAUGACUUAAAAUGAAGACCAAUUUUUUUCAUGUCUAUGAAGGUUGGCUAGGAAAGCUCUGCUUCCUCCUUAUAGGCCUGAGGAUCUAAAUCAGAUGCUUAUUUCUCAUCCUCAUUAAACCAAAGGAAUAGCAUGAGUGUGGUGAUGGCAGAGGUGUACUUGGAUAAGUCACACUGCUCAAUCACGUAAAUGUGUAUACCUCAUUUGUCAAAAGGAAGCCAUAUUGCUAAGUCCAAAAAUCAAUAAAAAAAGGAAAUACGCCUUGCUCACAGUGAUGCCAGUGACAAGAGUGAGUGUUCAAGACAUGAUGAUGAAACAGAGGCCAGUAGUUGAAUCCAUUAUAAGUCCUGUCAUUUUGGUGCCUAAGCGACCAAAUAUAGAAGCAAAGUCAUUUAAAUCCAGAAGGGUUGCCAAGCUUGGUUGUUUAUUUUAUGGGUUCCAACCCUGCCAUUGAGAGAACUGAAAUAACUUGUCCAAGGUCAUGCAGAGGCUGUGACUGAAUCUGGACUUAGCUCCUAGGCAACUUUGACAUGACUCUAUGUUAUCAAGGUGGAUAGAUGAUUACAUGUCAGAAAAAAAUCAUAGUCUGAUUAUUUAAACAUAAACAUACAUGGUCUAUGCCAGAUGUGGUAGGUUAUACUUGUAAUCCCAGCACUUUGGAAGUGGAGGGAGGAGGAUCAGAAAUUCAAGGUGAGCCUUGGAUACAUAGAGAAUUUUAAGCAGUCCUGGCCUAUGUAGCAAGACCCUAUCUCAAUGGUACCCCAUGCACCAAAAACAUGCAUACUCCAGAUGUUAUGGAAUCAGAUUCAGUUCCGUAUAGCUCAUUUCUUCAUUUUGAUACAUGCAAACCCUUUACAAUCUAACAAAUGAAUGUUAGUAGUAGGAGAACUAAAACCAUGUUCAGAUUCAUUCUACUUAGUUGCAACAUGUUUUUAAAUACGUUUUGAAAUUUGAAAACUCAUUUAAGAAUGUAUCUAAUAUUCUUCAUAGUAAGGGAAUACACAAGCCAUUUCCAGCAUUAUUCAAAAACAAGUCAUCUAUAGAAAACUCAUUCUAUCAUAGCUCAGUAAAUACGAUACUUCUUAAGGAUUCACACACCAUUAUGCAGAAAAGAAAACUAUAUGCUUGGUACUAUUUCUCACAUUGGAAAAAAUAAAUCAUCUUCAAACAUGAUUGGAUUCAGUGACAUUUUAGGGGAUAUGAGAAGGUGGUGAUGGUGAAGCCAAUCUCUGGAGUAGAUACAACAAAGUAGGUUUAGUCACUAAGAAAAUGUGGUUAAAUAAUUCUUAAAUUUACAAGUUAAACCCAAGAAGAGCAUGAAUCUUUGUGUUCAGAUCAAAUUCAAAGCAGUUCUCUGUACAAUGGUUUCAUGAAAUCCAGCUUCUUACUGGGUAUUUCUUUAACACAAACCCCAGAUACACUAAAUAGAUCAGAAACCACAGGAAAUAUGGGUAAGCCAUCUGUGUUUCAUGCUUCUCCCAGCAAUCUUCUCUUUUUAACAGCAAACACUUUGGAAUUCAAAAUGAGAUAUAUAUGUAUCUUACUCAGCCAUCCACUUUCAUGCAUCCUCCCUACAGAAGUAGAUAUGUAUAUGAGAAAUGAGCACCUAUAGGGGCUUGGGUUUCUGAAAGAGAUCAGAACAAUACAAAUCCCACCAACAGAAGUCUGAAAAUCACACACUCCGGAUUUUUUCUGUUUCUAGUUACGAGUUGCUUCUCCUCUUGUGCCUCUGAUAGUUCUCAGCAUUAACUGUUACCAUUUGGACUCUUCGGUGCUCUCUUUCUCCUCACUUCUAACCUACUUUCAUGGUAACAUACACUUAUGAUGUAAAAUUUCCAUAUCCAAUGCAGACCUUUCUUCUCAGCCCUAGACAAGAUUCAUCAAACCACUCUAGUUAUUCCUGUCACAGCCAAGUAAACAGAGCUAAGAAAGCAUAGGGAAAACAUGUAGGUCACAAAUACCUGUUUCAUAGGGUGCCUUGCAAGCUCUAGGCGACGAAAUGACCCACUAAGACUUUCAGACAAAAUUUACUUAGCAGUUGCCACUGAUCACCAAUCCAAGCUUGCCAGCUCCCCAAAGACAUUACCAGUCAUAUGAACUUGCUUCCAAAACAAUAUGUGUUAUUUCUUCUCUCUUCAAUAAAAGUAUAAUCUUUUCCUUUAUUCUCUCAA